AUGUUUGCCAAAUAUUUCCCUAUUGACUACCUGGAGCCCAGCAAAAAUUAUUGUCAGAUAGCUAGAAAUAUUUGCCGAUCAGAACAAUGGAGAAUUGGUGAUGUUUUGGCUCCUGCAAAAAUUGGCAUGGGAAAUUAUACACAGACGUGUUUCAGAGGAAAGGUUGGCUCGCUAACCUGCCAGCAACAGAAGAGCCCUGCCGAUGUCGCACGAGAUGAAAGGAGCCUUGCCUUCGAGACUGUUCCUGGCGCUCUUGUCCUUCAGGCUAUGCGUGGCCGCUGGUCCUUCCAUUGCAGGACAUGCUUGGCAUCCGGUCACAAAACCCAGCUCACAGAACGCCCCACUCCAGAACGUCGUCACCCGGAGCAAGAUCCAGUGCGCAGGCGCCGCCAACCAAAAGCAGGACGUCUCUCUGUUCUGUUACACGGAUGGAGGACAUUGCUCCUUGUUCGGGGUCCCGGCGAAGAGCUUCUACGACCCCGCUGUGGACGGAGAGACUGGGCCCUGCUGGUCCCGAGAUCCCCCGCCUCCCUCGACCACUUCCUCGACAGCCACGAGUACUUCGACUACUGCAGCCCCCUGUACGGCUCCGUUCCACACACUAGCAGGUUGGAAGAUCUUGGGUGCUUUUACGAGGACAUUACGUUGAGGUCCUGGUCAAGUGGUCGCUCGUACUGCCAGGUCAUUGGAGGAGACAUGGCCGUCUUCGAUACCAGCACCGACUUCCUCCGUUUGGCAGAUUACUACAGUGCGCAGACAACAGUGACCGGCAUUUGGGUAGGCGUCUACAACCGGGUGUGGCUAAGCGGAAGGACGCCCUCCAGCUCCGAGUGGUAUAGCUCUGAACCCAACGGCUCUGAUUUGUGCGUGGACCUGAGGAGUGGCUAUGGGUUCCUGCUUGGGGAUACAGGUUGCUCUAUUGGUCACAUGACCCUUUGCAAGGCUUAUUGAGAAGGCUAGCCUGUCACUUACACCGCUAGUGUAUAGUAAGCUCUUUAACUGACGUCCUAGAAGAAAUCUGUGUGAUUCCUGUUUCAUAAGGAUGAAGUUGCUUAUAUUCCUUCUUUAUCUCGUUUUGAAGUUAAAGUUGAACAAAGCGCGGACUAGUUUUUACAUUUCCUCCCGACAGUCAUCGAGUUCUGAGGGGAAAAGCACUCAGAUGAUCUUUAUGUCCUUAUGCACUGCACUUUUCUUUCUCUAUUUGCAACUUACCGUAUCUUACUGAUGUCCGACUGAUUACUUCCUCCCUUGUCCGUUUUACCAUAAAUGAGUUGUUCAGAAAGUAAUUGUCAAAGCAGUGCAGACGCAGCCACCAAACAUUUCAAAACGGUGCAGAAAGUUAGUUUGUUACGUCCUCUAGCAAUCGCAACUAUACCUUUUUGCUGUUAAUAUCUAUUAUCCCUGGCGUGCGUUUUCAUUUUUGCUAAAUAUGCCUUAAUCAUUGGUAUAACAGCCAGGAAA
Penaeus monodon (black tiger shrimp) is the source of this 1461-nucleotide messenger RNA. RefSeq lists its product as uncharacterized. The transcript has 5 exons. Lineage: Eukaryota; Metazoa; Arthropoda; Malacostraca; Decapoda; Penaeidae. The coding region runs from base 1 to 951 and encodes 316 amino acids. The record is from RefSeq and is a predicted model, not a curated record.